Apaloderma vittatum (bar-tailed trogon) is the source of this 1065-nucleotide messenger RNA. Its product is annotated as probable ATP-dependent RNA helicase DDX52. Gene Ontology annotation, cellular component: 90S preribosome. Gene Ontology annotation, molecular function: RNA helicase activity; ATP binding; nucleic acid binding. The transcript is spliced from 7 exons. The record is from RefSeq and is a predicted model, not a curated record. Gene Ontology annotation, biological process: maturation of SSU-rRNA. Lineage: Eukaryota; Metazoa; Chordata; Aves; Trogoniformes; Trogonidae. The annotation marks the transcript as partial.
GUGAUAAAGGGGAGCGGUGUCUCGCUGGAGAGCCUUGAUUUCUUCGGGCGUGAGGAGGAAGCCCCCCUGGGGUCUGCUGAAGAGGGCGAGGGGCUUGCGGGAGAGCAGCAGGAGGAUGAUGAAGCAGGGAAAAACAGCGGAGAGAUGGCAGGAAAGAGAAAGAGAAACGUGGAAAGCGGUGAAGGGAAAAGGAAAAAGAAAAAGACACGAGAAGCAGCAUCAAUGCCAGAGUUGUCAGAAAGUAAUGGAAUAAGGUGGAUGUCUUCUCUGGAAGCAAAAUUUGAAGAUGCAAAAGACAAAAAACCUACUGCAGAGAAACUUGAACGCUUGAGAAGAGAAAAGAUAAACCGCUUCAGAAAUAAACACAGGAUUAAUGUUCAAGGAACAGAUCUUCCUGACCCAGUUGCCACAUUUGACCAACUUCAAAAAGAAUACAAAAUUCACCCUAAAAUCAUGGAGAAUAUUCAAGCUGCUGGCUUCCAAGUCCCAACACCGAUCCAGAUGCAGGCUAUUCCCGUCAUGCUUCAUGGUCGAGAACUUUUAGCUUCAGCUCCUACUGGGUCUGGAAAAACACUGGCAUUUUGUAUUCCUCUCUUGACACAUCUGAAACAACCGAGGAACAAAGGAUUCAGAGCUCUGAUCAUAUCACCCACCCGAGAACUUGCUAGCCAGACGCAUCGCGAGCUGGUGAAGUUGGCUGAGGGGACUGGCUUCAGGAUACACAUGAUCCACAAGGCAGCUGCAGCAGCAAAGAAGUUUGGCCCCAAGUCUUCUAAGAAAUUUGAUGUACUAGUUACUACUCCAAACAGACUCAUUUAUCUGCUGAAACAAGAUCCUCCAGCAAUUGACUUGACCAGUGUGGAGUGGCUGGUGGUGGAUGAAUCAGACAAACUGUUUGAAGAGGGGAAGACAGGGUUCCGAGACCAGCUGGCCUACAUCUUCCUGGCAUGCACGUCCCACCUGGUGAGAAGAGCCUUGUUCAGCGCAACCUUUGCACAUGAUGUGGAGGAGUGGUGUAAGCUCAACCUCGACAGUGUUGUUCUGGUGUCCGUCGGAGCAAGGUAG